AUGGCAGAGAGCGACUGGGACACCGUGACUGUCUUGAGGAAAAAGGGACUGACUGCUACCCAGGCUAAAUCCAAGCAGGCUAUCGCAGCAGCUCAGAGACAUGGAGAAGAAGUUGAGACAACCAAGAAGUGGUCUGCAGGGCAGAACAGGCAGCACUUGGUGACCAAGAACACCGCUAAACUGGACAGGGAGACGGAGGAGUUGCACCACCAUAGGGUUCCUCUGGAGGUGGGCAAGGUCAUCCAACAGGGCCGCCAAGACAAAGGCCUGACUCAGAAAGACCUGGCCACUAAAAUCAAUGAGAAACCUCAGGUCAUUGCUGACUAUGAGACUGGGAAAGCGAUUCCUAACAACCAAGUCAUGGGCAAGAUAGAGAGAGCAAUUGGUUUAAAGCUGCGUGGGAGAGAGAUUGGUCAACCCCUGGAGGCAAAAUCCAAGAAGAAAUGA
Messenger RNA from Lampris incognitus (smalleye Pacific opah), 447 nucleotides. RefSeq names its product endothelial differentiation-related factor 1 homolog. NCBI's taxonomy places the organism in Eukaryota, Metazoa, Chordata, Actinopteri, Lampriformes, Lampridae. The coding region runs from base 1 to 447 and encodes 148 amino acids. The record is from RefSeq and is a predicted model, not a curated record. The transcript has a single exon. Gene Ontology annotation, molecular function: DNA binding. Gene Ontology annotation, cellular component: nucleus.